GGGCUGCCAAGUUACGAGAAUUUGCGGUGGGCAUUCGCCUGAAGGCAUGGGGUAGUGAGAUGAUACAGGAAAUCUUUCAAGUGGUAUGCUUCGUGUUAUAUAGAGGCUUCCUUGACGAAUUGUGUGGCAUUGCUCAUUAUGGAAUAGGCUUCUACCAAAAUGGAAAUUUGUUCGAAGGCGUACGGGGUAAAAGUCUCUACCCAAGAUCAUGACAAAGAUAUUCUACAUAUCCAAGUGACUGGUCCUAAAGAAGAGUAUCUAAAGAUUGUUAACCCCCCUGGUUCGUUGUUUCUUUCGCAUACCUAUUAAUGACUUCUACUAAUGCCAUGGUUAGAAGUGCCUAAUGAAUUAAAUCGAGGUACGCAUGUUAUUUUAAUCAUUAGGCAAAGAUAGAGUUAAUGAGAAAAAGUAUUUACGGACGAAGACAUUUUCGAAAAACAGUCAGCACGGAUCAACAGCGCACCUACUUGAGCCGCGUAGCUGUCCGGUUUGGGGAUAUCAUCAAACAUGCCAUGGGUACGCAACUCAAUGAACAAUCAAUCUUACCUAUGAACCACCAGUCACCACUCAUGGCUCAUGUGCAGGGAAUGAGCAAAAUAUUCACCUCAACGAUUUUCUCAAGAGGAACAUUGCUAGAGGUUUGAAGACGAACAAGAAGAGGAGGAUAAAGAGGAUAAGUGGGGUUUCACACAUGACGAGAUACCAUGUUACGAAUCGCGAAAUAUUGUGUAUGGCUUUUCCUGUGAUCUGUCAGAGAACUAUACAUAUCCUAAGCUGGAAGGAUUGCUCACUAAGC
Messenger RNA from Daldinia caldariorum, 796 nucleotides. RefSeq lists its product as uncharacterized. NCBI's taxonomy places the organism in Eukaryota, Fungi, Ascomycota, Sordariomycetes, Xylariales, Hypoxylaceae. The record is from RefSeq and is a predicted model, not a curated record. The transcript has a single exon. The coding region runs from base 399 to 644 and encodes 81 amino acids.